AUUCGUCAAAUUAAAAUUCUAAUUUGUUUAUUUUUUGUUUUUUUUUUGUUUCUAAAAUAUAUCGCUUGAUGUCUCACGACUUUCCAUUUAAUUGCAAAUGUUUUUUUUUUUUUAAUGUGUGUAUAUAUAUACAUAUAUAUACACACACAUAUAUGUAUGCACAUAUAUAUGUAUACACAUAUAUAUUCCUUCUUUACAAGAGUUAAAAUGUCAGUAUUAAUGGACAAAGGGCUCGAUUGAAUUCAAUUAUUUUUAUGUGUUAUCAAGUUUUGACGCAAAAUUUUCUUAUACAUCCUUAUUGCUAGAUUAAAUUUCGUUAUGUGGAACGAGACUAAUUUCUAUCGUAGUCCUAAUGAUCCAAAGAUGAGGCAAUUGCAAAGAGUAUCACGAUACUCUCAAGACUCUUCGAACGAAACUCAGAGAGAAUGUUUGGAUGAAAUAAUUCAACAAUCCUAUCUGUCGACAAGCGGAUAUUAUGACAACCAAAAGAACAGUUUUACAUCUUCUACGAUCUCUAAUGGUUUUAAUCAAUCCGAUAAAGAGGAUAAAUCGAUAACAAAUCAACCAAAUUCGUGGAAGCAAGAAAAGUCAGGAGAUUGGAAAUACGAAAAAGAAGAACUUUGGCAGACGAUAGAACAAUCUUUGAAUGAUAAAACUUCGACUCAAGAAGAAGCCAUAAAUUCGGAUAUCAAAUAUAGGCAUCUUUACAGCAUACCUAAUUACAAUAAAAUUCAUUUCGGUGAUCUUAGUGAUUCGGAAAUAACAGAUGAUUGCGACUUUAAGGAUCCUAAUGUUCUUACUAUCAAUAAAAAGCCAAAGACACUUUUAUUCAAUAUAAGAGAAUAUUUAGCAAAUUAUCAAGAAUCCAAUGGUAUUCCACGCACGGAAUAUCCUUUUACGGAUCUUGUUAAGGUCAUGGGUCAAGCAACAGGUCGAUCAUUGAUUGCUCUGCUUUAUGUCAUCAUUAAUACUGCCCCCAUUGUCGAAAUAUUUCUUUAUAUCCUACGAUUCAUACUGGACAAAUUGAUCUAUAUAAAGAAUACUAAUGAUAUACGUCAAAUGAUGAUCAAAUACGUAAUACUUGGAAUACAAUUGCUAAGCAUUUACGUUUGUUUAACGUUUAUAUUCGGUUUAAUUGUUUUGCCAAUUGUAUACAUGGUUCUUCAUAUAGUAGCAAAAAUUUUAUCGUAUAAUUAUUGAUUAGAGAGAAAGAGAGGAAGAGAGAGAGAGAGAGAGAAAGAUAGAGCCGUAUCAGAAUAUGUGAUAUCUUUGUUGUGUUUGAUGUUCUGUAAUUAAAUAUAUACAUACAUACAUACAUACAUACAUACAUAUAUAUAUAUAUAUAUAUAUAUAUAUAUAUAUAUUGUAAUUUUUCUCAAUAUACAAUUAGUUUUAUUUCUUUAUAGUUAAUAAUAUGCCAAUUAAUCUAACGAAGAAGAAUAAGAUCUAACAACAAAUUUCUCAUUAUACGAAUGACAAAUGACAAUGAGAUAGUUAAUUUGUUAUCGCCAAUAAUUUGUACGAGUAUCAUUGUUCGACAGUCUCAUUGAUUGUCUCACAUGUUUUGCAGUUUGCAAAAUGUCCGAAUAAAAGUAAACAAAAAAUAAAUAAAAUGAAAUGAAAUAAAAACGCACAAAUGAAAACGCGAUAUAUAUACGUCUAUAGAAAAUUAUGAAUAACAAUGUGCGAAAUAAAUAAUAAUUACGGAAACAGAAAUAUUU
Molecule: messenger RNA, 1721 nt
Organism: Vespula vulgaris
Lineage: Eukaryota; Metazoa; Arthropoda; Insecta; Hymenoptera; Vespidae
Exons: 4
Coding region: 319-1200 (293 amino acids)
Source: RefSeq, a predicted model, not a curated record